CGGUGAGACGAUUCCUCCUGUGGCAUCCAUGACCUUCACUGCUCUUAGGCAAUGCCUAGAUAGGGGCAGAAGCUCGAAGGACGAGAACUUCGGGGCGUUUAUGCGCAACCGGCGAAUACCGUGGCCGCUUUCCGCGGUUACUUCCGGCCAGAGCGCCGUGCCAUCUGACGUGCUCGACGUUCUGUUGGACCUCGCCGUCAACUGGAGGGUGGCCCUGUGGUUCGACGUCACCGUGUCGUCAGCUUUGGCGCACGACGUCGCCCCCGUCGUAAUCAUCGGCGAACGCGGCGACGUUCCCGCGCUUCUCGUGGAGCAAUUGGAGAAGCUCGACGACGCGGCUUACGACGACGUCGCUAGGAAAUUGUCCGGGUUUCUGAGCAGUGGCCGAGUCACCCUGGAUGGCGUGGCGCUCCAAGAACUGCGCCGCGACGAAGCAGCCUUCAGGAAGGUCCUGCUUGGCGGAGACGACGAAGACGAACCGUUCGACGACCUCGUCCCGCUGAGCUACGUCACCGCCGUCUUCGGCAACGGUGCGUCUUCGGCCGAGUGGGCGAGACUUUUGAACAAACACUUGAACAGCGCCGUCAACAUUUCCACCGACGCGAAGCUGCUUAUAAUGAACGAGCCGCGAUUUGCGAAGAUCGGUGGCCUGGUAGACUCGAUGCCGACGUCCAGAAUCCUUAACGUCGUUGGGUGGACGUUCGCUUACUCGUACGCCUGGAUCGUGAACACCGACUUCGACUUCCUGUCGUCGAGUACCGAAGGCCUCUCGGAGUACAUUCAGUGCUUCGUUGUGGUGCAGGAGUCGUUCGGGAUUGCACAGGCGAUUUCCCUCUACAGGAGCGCGUUCAGCCCGUACGAAAGGCAAGGCGUGAACGCCGCGCUCAGCUGGAUGGCGCUUGCCCUGCUCAGAUCCCUGCGGGGCUCGCCGAGAAUCACAAAAUCGACGAAGACGGAAGCACAGAGCAAGAUCUACUCGCUGGCUUCGUCGCGACAACUGUGGCCGCCCGAGCCUGACUUGCAAGGAGGCACGAUAUACGCGAACUUCUCCAGGGCUGCCAAGAAUUUCUUCGAGACGUGGCUCGAGUCCAGGAAGGCCCUGAGGGCGACGCUGGCCACCCCGUAUUAUGACAGCCUAAUGAUGUCCAGGUAUCGCUGGCCCUCGGGAAGCGUACUCUACCUAUACGCAUUGAACGAGCUUCGCCUCAGCCUGACCGCCCUGUUCCCGCCGUCAUACCGGCACGGUGGAUCGGCCGUCAUGACGUACGCAGGCCUCGGGUUCAACUUUGCCAGGCAGGCACUGCGUUCAGUGGACCUGCGUCGACGCGCGCUGGACGCAGCAGGCCGCGACACCUCGUGGUGGCAGCCGGGCAAGCCGGGAGAAAGCCCCUGCAGGUUGGACGUUGCCGGGUCUGUCGCCGAGCGCCGCUGGGUCGCCGACCUCUUCACCCUCGAUGUGGCGUUGGCCGCCAUGGAGCUCAGCUCGGAGGGGAACCCGAACAAGCGACCCCUGCGGCUCAAGUCGCUCGAGUCACUCACGGCCUCGCAGACUUUCUACGUCAGCUACUGCAGCCACUACUGUGCAGAGCCCGACGGCCGACGACGGUGCAACCUGGCCAUGAACGGCUCCGAGUUCGGCACAUCGUUCGACUGUCACCCUGAGCAGCCAACACCACAGACCUGUGUUUUCGUCUAGAACAGAAAUCGGUGUUGUCCGGUUCAUCGAAUUCGCUGUUGUGGUGUCUUUUGCCGUUGAUUUGUCGUAGGUUGGUGAGACUUAUAGUGCAUCGCUGAAUAAUCGGGUAGCUUAAUAUAACGGUUUUUUUCACGUGAUUGAGCCAAGUUUAAUUAUCGUCGCGGCCGAUAUAAUCGUGACGGCUGACACAGAGUUAGCAAUAGCAAAGUGGCAUUUUUUUUUUUUGUCAGUGGUUGAACCGAGUCACUGGGGCAAACAUAACAUAAGGUUAUGCAGUACGCAGUUAUGCAGUCGCAGUGGUUAUGCAGUUGCAGUACGCCUUCGGCGCUCUGUCGGUGUCACGGUCGCAAGCGACGAGAGGCGAUGUCCACAGGAUGUUUUGCGUAUGCCGCGCCCAGCUAUGAACAAGAGCUUAAGUAUAACCCGCAAAUCAAUACUUCACAAUACAUCGAAGUCGAAGUAACGACGAGUCAGUAUUCAUUGGUCUGCGGCCGCUAAAGCAGUGUCGACCUAGGCAACCCUUUCGACGACUGUUCCUGUGUCUGGGGAAGCGAUAUCGCUCGAGCUUUUGUCGAGUCCGUAUCCGGUCACAGUGUGGUGAACAUAGCGCGAACAUUUGCCUAGUUCUCGUGUAGCGGGCACCACAAUAAUUACUACUUUUUGCUGGGCGCUAACUUACCUGUGGGGUAAAAUACACUCGAAACUACAUUUCCAUUUUUUUUUACAUCACGAGAAAGAUAGACAAACUUUAUUGUUCCAGGCGGACAGCUGAAGUAUUCCAGUUAAACCAGUCGGACAGUCUGACUAGUUCAACUAGAAUACUUCAGGUGCCAAUUUGCUUACAACGGUGCCCAAGAUUACGGCUAAAGCUCUCGAACACAGCGCUGCAGGGCGCAAAGAAAGUUAACGCCACAGUAUUUGCGAAUAAUUGUCUCGGGCUGCAUAAUAUCUUUCUCAAUCGUGUGCCCGUCUUGGUAUACCUAUCUCGAGACCUGAGCCAGUAACACAAUAAAUAUUAGUUUAUUUUUCUUGAA
Dermacentor andersoni is the source of this 2730-nucleotide messenger RNA. RefSeq lists its product as uncharacterized. Gene Ontology annotation, biological process: protein processing. Gene Ontology annotation, cellular component: plasma membrane. Gene Ontology annotation, molecular function: metalloendopeptidase activity. Lineage: Eukaryota; Metazoa; Arthropoda; Arachnida; Ixodida; Ixodidae. The record is from RefSeq and is a predicted model, not a curated record.